Messenger RNA from Rangifer tarandus platyrhynchus (Svalbard reindeer), 498 nucleotides. NCBI's taxonomy places the organism in Eukaryota, Metazoa, Chordata, Mammalia, Artiodactyla, Cervidae. The record is from the annotation of a GenBank genome assembly.
AUGGAGGGCCGCGGACGUCGACGCCGGCGUGGGCGCGGGCGCGGGCGCGGUGCACACUGGGAGCUGUCACUAGGCCGUCCGGCUCCCGACCUGCGUGUCGCUGCCGCGGUUGCCAGGAGAGCGGCGCCGGCAGGAGCGGCCGAGCCCCCAGGUAACAGCGUCCCCGCCCCGUCCCCCCAGCGCGGCUGUGAGGCCGCGGCCUCCGGCCCGGCGCGGCCUCCUCAGCCGGCCUCGUCCCUGAGCCGCUGGGACGGCCGGUGGGUCCGGCUGCGGGAGCGUCGCGGGUAUUGCCGCCCGAGCCCCGCCUGGAAGCCGCGAAACCCGCCGGCCGCCCGCCCCGUGGUUUCCGUGAAGGCGGGACUGGCGGGCCGGGGCCCGGCGGCGGCGCGAGGGCGGCCCGGGGCCCCGGGGGCCGGAGGCGGGGACCCGGGCGUCGGGUGGCCGGGCCGAGCCUCCUGCGCAGGGGGCGCGCGGUACGCGGAGUUGAGGCGGCGGUAG